Molecule: messenger RNA, 3267 nt
Organism: Centropristis striata (black sea bass)
Lineage: Eukaryota; Metazoa; Chordata; Actinopteri; Perciformes; Serranidae
Gene: rbm19
Product: RNA binding motif protein 19
Exons: 24
Coding region: 105-2912 (935 amino acids)
Molecular function (GO): RNA binding
Source: RefSeq, a predicted model, not a curated record
UCCCACUCAACAUGGCGACCUAGUGGAUCCUCCACGCUCGUUUGUUGACAUAUAUUUAAAAACCAAACUUGUGCUGUAUUAGUGGAUUUACAUCAACUACAAACAUGUCGAGACUCAUCGUUAAAAACCUCCCUAAUGGGAUGAAGGAGGAGAGGUUCAGGUCCAUGUUUGCUGCUUUCGGCACCGUGACAGACUGCACCCUGAAGUUUACCAAGGACGGCAAGUUCCGCAAGUUCGGCUUUGUGGGUUUUAAAGCGGAGGAAGACGCGACCAGAGCUCUGACACAUUUCAACAAGAGCUUCGUGGACACCUCCAGAGUGACGGUGGAGAUGUGUAAAGCCUUUGGAGACCCCACGAAAGCAAAAGCCUGGAGCAAACACACCCAGAGCUCAGGCCCGGAGAAACCCUCCACUGCUGCAGACGCUGACAGCAAAAAGAAAAAGAAACAGAAAAAGGAAACUGACAGCGCACUUGGAAAUCUGGAAGAGGACCAGGGAUUUAAGGAGUUUCUAUCAGUGCAUCAGAAUCGAAGCCAAGCGCCAACCUGGGCCAAUGACACCGCGCCACAAACAGCUGGUCCUGACAGUGGACGGGCGAAGGCUCCGGGCAAGAAGAAGCCGGCUUCAGAUGACUACCUCAACUUUGAUUCAGACCAGUCAGAGGAGGAGGAGGAGGUCAAAGAUGACGAGGAUGAGGAUGAGGAUGAGGAUGAAGGUACCACUAAAGAAGCCCUGAAGUCUGGCUUAUCUGAUAUGGAGUACCUGCGCUCAAAGGUGGCAAAGACGGACGACACACUGGAGGAGGGUGAAGAGGAGCGUGAUGAUGAAGGUGAUGAAGACGAGGAGUGUGGUCCCGUGCCGCACACAGACAGCGCCUACGAGAGCGGCGACAGAGAAAACACCACGAAGACUAAAACCCCAGUUUCCUCUGAGGAUAAGAAGCCGAGCAAAGCAAAGAAAACUGCCAAGCAAGAGAUGGAGCCAACGACAGAGUUCACAGUGAAGCUGAGAGGAGUCCCGUUCAAUGUUAAAGAACAUCAAAUUCGAGAGUUCAUGAUGCCACUGAAGCCUGCAGCAAUAAGGAUCGGGAAGAACGAAAGUGGAAAUAGAACAGGUUAUGUAUAUGUGGAUUUGCACUCUGAUGAACAGGUGGAAAAGGCUUUGAAAAGGAAUAAAGACUACAUAGGUGGACGUUACAUUGAGGUCUUCCGUGUCGAUGCCUCUGGGGGUAAAGGCAGGAGAGACAGGAAAGACAAAGAAAUUGACAGAAACUUUACCAGGAAGCUGAAGGAGGACGAGGAGGAGGAAGAUGUUGCAGAGUCGGGUCGACUCUUCGUCAGGAACCUUCCUUACACCUGCACUGAGGAAGACAUCAAAGAACUAUUUACUAAACAUGGUCCUUUAUCUGAGGUGCUCUUCCCUAUUGACAAUCUAACCAAGAAGCCUAAAGGAUUCGCUUUCAUAACGUACAUGAUACCAGAGAAUGCUGUGACAGCUCUGGCUCAGCUGGACGGACAUGUAUUUCAGGGCAGGAUGCUUCACCUGCUUCCCUCCACGUUAAAGAAGGAGAAGACCGACUCUUCAGAUGCUGGUGGUCCCGGCUCUUCUUCUUACAAACGGCAAAAAGAUGCUAAAAAUAAAGCUUCAAGUACGAGCUCCCACAACUGGAACACCUUGUUUCUGGGCACAAGUGCCGUGGCAGAUGCCAUCGCUGAAAAAUACAACACCACAAAAAGCCAAGUCCUGGACCACGAGUCAAAGGGAAGUCUCGCAGUAAGGAUGGCUCUGGGAGAGACGCAGAUUGUUCAGGAGACUCGGCAGUUUCUACUAGACAACGCUGUCAGUCUGGAUUCUUUUAGUCAGGCAGCAGCAGCGAGAAGUACAACAGUGAUCCUGGUGAAGAACCUUCCAGCUGGAGUGACGGCGUCUGAGUUGGAGGAGCUUUUCUCACCUCACGGGUCUUUGGGACGAGUGCUGCUGCCGCCCUCAGGGCUCACCGCCAUCAUCGAGUUCCUCGAGCCAACUGAGGCGAAGCGAGCGUUCACGCGGCUGGCCUACAGCAAGUUCCAUCACGUCCCGCUGUAUUUAGAGUGGGCACCUGUGGGGGUGUUUACGGCAGCCAGACCAGAAUCAGUCCAAGUAUUAGAAAAAGAGGAGGCAACGAAAGAGCAGAAGAAGGAUAAAGAGGAGGAAGAAGAGGAGGAAGAAGAGGAGGAGGAAGCUGCUCCUGGUUCCACACUUUUCAUUAAAAAUCUGAAUUUCAACACGACAGAGGAGAAACUGCAGGAGACAUUCUCCAAAUGUGGCAAGAUCACAUCCUGCACCAUCUCCAAGAAGAAAGAUAAAGCAGGCAAGAAGCUGUCCAUGGGCUACGGGUUUGUUCAGUAUCAGACAGCAGAGGCAGCACAGAAAGCCCUGAGACAACUACAGCACUGCUCUGUGGAUGAUCACCAGCUAGAGCUGAAGAUUUCUGAGAGAGCAACGAGGACUACUGAGGUGUCACGUAAGAAGAGGCAAGACGAGAAGAAACAGACGGGAUCCAAGAUCCUCGUGAGAAACGUCCCCUUCCAGGCCACCGUCAGGGAAAUACGGGAACUCUUUUGUACAUUUGGCGAGCUGAAGACAGUCCGUCUUCCAAAGAAAGCAGCUGGUUCUGGGAAUCACAGAGGGUUUGGCUUUGUUGACUUUAUCACCAAACAGGACGCAAAGAAAGCAUUUGCUGCACUGUGCCACAGCACCCAUCUGUACGGGAGACGCCUCGUGCUGGAGUGGGCUGAUGCCGAGGACACAGUAGAGACACUGAGACGGAAAACAGCAGAACAUUUUCAUGUGGUGGGGAAAAAGCAGAGGAAGACAGAAGUUAUGGAGGGAAUUCUGGAGGCGAUGGAGACUGGAGGAGGGGAAGAAGACUGAGCUCAUUAAAUGCUGUUAUCCCUGUUGAAGCCUCGACUCUGACCAGUGUUCCUGUGUGUUCUGUAUAAAUAGGACUGUGAACAAAAUAAGGACCUGAGUGGCAGAAGUGCAGAAGGAGCAUUUGUAAUGAAUCUAUCUGGAAGUUUUUGGAACUUCUGAAUUUCUUACAUUACAUGUUUUGUAUAGAAUGAUGCCUCAAAAAAAUAUGAAAUGACUGAAGUCAGUUUUUAUAUAAAAUUUUUAUGUCAUUCUUUGAAAGUUUUACGUCUCAUCUUGUGUGUGUGUUUGUAAACUGUUUAACAAUGAGUGUCUUUUCCUAAUUAUGAAAGUUUUUAUUACUCAAUAAAAAAUGUCA